Rhea pennata is the source of this 728-nucleotide messenger RNA. It is a transcript of the gene RHEX, whose product is annotated as regulator of hemoglobinization and erythroid cell expansion. Lineage: Eukaryota; Metazoa; Chordata; Aves; Rheiformes; Rheidae. The transcript has 6 exons. Bases 92 to 553 code for a protein of 153 amino acids. The record is from RefSeq and is a predicted model, not a curated record.
ACAAGCUCCGGCCGCGUGUCAGACCCGACUGCGGUGGGCACGGAAGCUCUGCAGCUCGCCGAGCCGAGCGCGGCCCCGAGGCGCCGGCAGGAUGGACUGCUCCCCGUGGUGGGUGCUUGUCACCAUCGCCGCCGUGACCUCGGUCUUGCACGCUCUCUUCUUAGCGAUGCUGUACAUCAUGCUCAGCAGGAAAAUAGAGCAUCUCCGCGGCGGCGAGGCCGGCGGCGGGCCGGCGGCGAAGCCCGAGCAGCCCCCAGCGCUGGUGCCGGCGGGGGGAGCGGCGCCGCGGGAAGCCUACGCCGGAGGCAGCGACACCUCUUCGGAGACGUCCGACGACUCGGACAGCGGCCCGACGGGCCGGCAGGUCCCGCUCUCGGAGGAAAGCGUCAGCUACAGCACGCUGCGCUUCGCCGGGAGGGCUGCGGACUACGAGAACAUGAGGACGGGGGCGGACUACGUCAACGUGGACCCCAAGAAGAAGCAAGUCGACUUCUGGGCUUGCUCCAGCCCCGUGGCGGCCAAGUCCCCGGAGUACACGGAGGUGAAGCUGUGACCGCCGGGGGCCCCCGCGGCCGCCCCGGCCGUGGCGGGGUCCCUCCGCCCACGGGAACGUGCCGCCGCUCCUCGAGACCCCAACCCACGGCUCCAAACAUCCCAGCUGGGCUGGCAUCUCCUUUGAGGCCCCCCCACCUUUUCUUUUAAUUUACUUUGCUGACAGCUGCCAUAAA